CACAAACACCUCAAACGAUUAGACCAUACGUACAUAGCUACACACACCUUCGGGAAUUGUAUUCCAUUCCAAUAUAAUUUUUGAGAUAUGCACCAUGGGAAAAUAUUAAAAUUCAAGUUUCACUCAAGGCCAGUAUGAAAUGCAGGAACAAAGUCAGUCAUCAACUAGCAUUACCAACCCUGACAUUGCAAAAUCUAUAUAAUCCGCAUGCCUUCGUAUUAUAUGCAGAUUCAUUGAAAACCCAGUUUUUGUGCAAGUAUGUACUUCCCACUACAUAAUUGUGUGAACUUAUCGUGAGCAAACUUGUUAAGUUGCUUUAUGAAACUGUUCAGUGUAGAAACCGUUUUCGUCCUGGCCAAUUAUGCGCUGACAAUCUCAAAGGAAACAUUGAUACAGAAAAUUCUUCUUAAAAAUGAAGUUGGCUAUAUUUUUACCGAUUUUUGGAGUGUUUCUCUUUUCAAACUUAAGAUAUUCAAGUGCAUUCCCAACGGAGAAGGACGCUGAUUAUGAUGAGAAUAAACUCGGAGAAGAUGGAUUCGGAGGGUUUGGGAGUGCAGAAAUAAUGCCCGGUCGAGACUUGUCAGAACAAGAAUUGAAAAACAUCAUUUAUAUUGCGAUGCAAGAUAUUUUGGAAAGCAAUAAGCAAUACAUGUCGAAAGCCAUGCCCAAUGAUUCCAACAAACUGUCCAGGAAUAAGCGUUUCAUACUUGCACCAUUUACCAGAAAUGGCACAACUGUCAACAGCGUAGGAAAUGGUGCCAAUUUUUGGCAAGGGUGGGCACAACGACGCCGUCAGCGGAUUGAACGGAGGAGACAGCGAUGGAGAAAUUUCCAACAGCGCCAACAAGCGUUUUUCCGAACGUUGGGACGCCAAGGAGCUGUGAACCCACAAACAGUGGUGCAGACCACGAUCUCCCCAGUUGGGCCAAUCAACACAGGUCAUCGAAUUAUUUUAAGCAGCAAUAAUGCUGUGAAUCCCACAUCAGCACCAACGCAAGCCUCCAAUAUUUAGUUACAAGUGAUAACUCAAUGUUUUAAUAACUGAAUAUAAUUUCAAAACACAGUUUGACUGCUUACAUAAGUUAUAAAUAUAGGAAUAAAGUAUUUAAUACAGUUUAAA
Folsomia candida is the source of this 1120-nucleotide messenger RNA. RefSeq lists its product as uncharacterized. The transcript has 2 exons. Lineage: Eukaryota; Metazoa; Arthropoda; Collembola; Entomobryomorpha; Isotomidae. Bases 413 to 1012 code for a protein of 199 amino acids. The record is from RefSeq and is a predicted model, not a curated record.